This is a messenger RNA of Debaryomyces hansenii CBS767, 405 nucleotides long. Its product is annotated as DEHA2A14674p. Gene Ontology annotation, molecular function: L-cysteine transmembrane transporter activity. Bases 1 to 405 code for a protein of 134 amino acids. Lineage: Eukaryota; Fungi; Ascomycota; Pichiomycetes; Serinales; Debaryomycetaceae. Gene Ontology annotation, cellular component: membrane. The record is from RefSeq and is a predicted model, not a curated record. The transcript has a single exon. Gene Ontology annotation, biological process: L-cysteine transport.
AUGGUAUCACCUAUCCCAAUUGGGUUCAUUAGUUACGGUGUCUUGUACACUGGUGCUGAAAUAGGUGACUGGAGAGUCUUGAGUAUUAUUAUUGGUGGUGGACUAACCUUAAUCUUAGCCGUAAUUGCUUUCUUUUCAUACCUAGAUAAUCCAAUUAAUGCAUCUUUCUUGACCAUGGAAGAGAAAGUCUGGGUCAUUAGAAAAGUUCAAAAUACUUCCCACCAAUCUAUUGAACAAAAACAGUUCAAAAAAGUCCAUUCAAUUGAAGCUUUCAAAGAUCCAAUUUCAUGGUUAAUAGUUGGGUUCUUUUUUUUACAGCAGUUAGCUAAUAACUUACCUUACCAACAAACUAUCCUUUAUGAAGAAAUGGGUGGAUUAAGUUUGCAGCAGUUUCUCUUCCAUUGA